GGCAGGAGGCUGCUGCUAGCUAAACUACUCAAAACACUCCGCAGGUGAAAGUGAAGCAGCGAUGAACCGACCAGGUUUUGGUGGGGCUUCAACGUCAAUGAACUUCUCCACAAGGGUUACAGAAAAUGGAUGCUCACCCUCGGAUCUGACAGAGGAGGACAUAGACAAUCUAAAGAUUGAACUUGUAAAGAUAGAGGAUGAAAUUCAGACACUGAGGCAGGUGCUUUUGGUCAGAGAAAAAUAUGCAGCAGACAUCAGGAGGCAGCUGGGCAUGGGUCCUCUCAGUAACAUCAAACAGAAUCUGUCCAAAGGCUGGCAAGACGUGCAGACCUCAGCCCCAUAUCUCACAGCCUCGGCCACUCUGGAUGACAUCAGCCACUCCAACAUCUAUAUGAGGACACGGGAGGGUCUCUGUCAUGCAGGCCAGGUGACAUCAGCUGCAGUGUCUAGUGUGGGUGUGACCAUCACCAGGAGACUGGCGGAGAUGAGAGCUCUGCCUCUUCCCAGCCCUCCACGCCUCAGCCACACCAUGAGUGUGCCGACUAUGAGACAUUCCUCUACAUUUAAGUCUUUUGAGGAAAUGGUCGGCAGUGUAAAGGACAAAGUGAGCAGUGGUCUGACAAAUAAUGGAGACACCUCUGGGUUUGAAAGAAGAUCUUCACGCACAUGAGAUAAGCCCUUCUAACAUAACACAAACAACUAUUUUUCAUACUUUAAGUUAUUUAACAUUACUUUGCUCCCUCAUCUGUGUGAAUUUGUCCACUGUUAUUUAUUGUAUUAUUAUAACAUGACUAAUAGAAUGUAUAACAAGCAAUGAAAUAUUAUUUUAAACUUCAAUGUAAAAAUAGUCUUUUAAUAUGUGAAUGUUACAUUUCUGCGGCUGGAUAAAUGUAAUUUAACAGUUAUUUAUUUUGACAUGUGAGUUCAGCAAACCUGGACUCUGCUCACAGUAUGCAUUCAUUUGACAUUAAUUGUGACAUUAACAAAACAGAAUUUCAAAAGCAUGAAGUAUUUUUGUACUUAAAGA
Molecule: messenger RNA, 1027 nt
Organism: Plectropomus leopardus (leopard coralgrouper)
Lineage: Eukaryota; Metazoa; Chordata; Actinopteri; Perciformes; Serranidae
Product: tumor protein D54-like
Cellular component (GO): cytoplasm
Source: RefSeq, a predicted model, not a curated record